AUGACAUACGCCGCCAAAGUCAUAGCAAUCCCCGAACUCCUCGAACAGAUCCUCUUCCACGUUCCUCUCCCCGAUCUCAUGAUCCGCAUCCAGAGCGUGAACAGGUACUUCUACAUCAUGAUAACCACCUCUCCUCUCCUCCAACAUAAGUUGUUCUACUCCUCAACCCGCAACCCGUUUUUAUACAAUCAUUCCAAUACCAUCAUCCCCAAUCCUCUCUUCUACCCUUCAUUUCACGCCUACGUCUCUUCUUCUCGAAAAGUAUGGAUCACGUCUCCGGAGCUCCGACCAUUAGAGCUUGCUGAAUUGGGUGUUGGAAGAAGGGGUAUGCUACGAAGGGGAUUCAGGUGGUCAGAUGCGAGCUGGAAAAAUAUGUUAGUGAGUGUACCACCGGUCAAGGAAUUAACGAUCCAUUCAAAGGUUGGACAAUGGGUCUUAAGAAGCGAGACUGGAGUUCGGAUGGGGAUGUUGGAUUGGGAAUUGCUUAGGGAUGUGUGGGGGAGUCUGGAUGUGCAAGGAGAGGUGGGCGUUUUGAGAUGUGGAGAUGCGGAGAGGUAA
Molecule: messenger RNA, 558 nt
Organism: Botrytis porri
Lineage: Eukaryota; Fungi; Ascomycota; Leotiomycetes; Helotiales; Sclerotiniaceae
Exons: 1
Coding region: 1-558 (185 amino acids)
Molecular function (GO): protein binding
Source: RefSeq, a predicted model, not a curated record